CCCCGGCCGCUGGCCCUCGCCGCGCUGCUGCUGCUGCUGCUGCUGCUGGCCCUCGUCACCGCUGCCACCGCCGCUGGGGCCACCGGGGCGUCCUGGAGUGCUGUGCCCAGGAGGACUGUCCCCUAUGCGGAGCUGCGGGACACGGCCCGGCGCUUCUCUCAGGGCGGGGUCUCUCACUACCUGACGCUGCUGCUGGACGAGGCCGAGGGGCUGCUCUACGUGGGUGCCCGUGAGGCCGUGUUCGCCCUGGCCACGGGCACUGUAGAGCUCAAGGCAGCGAUCUCUUGGGAGGCACCCGUGGAGAAGAAGGCGGAGUGCGUGCAGAAGGGCAAGAACAACCAGACCGACUGCUUCAACUACGUGCGCUUCCUGCAGAGCUACAACAGCUCCCACCUGUACGCCUGCGGCACCUACGCCUUCCAGCCCAAGUGCACCUACAUCGAGCUGUCUGGCUUCAGCCUGGACCCGGUGGCAUUCGAGGACGGCAAAGGCAAAUGUCCCUACGACCCUACCAAGGGCCACACCGGCCUCAUCGUGGACGGGGAGCUCUACUCUGCCACCUUCAACAACUUCCUUGGCACGGAGCCCGUCAUCCUGCGCAACCUGGGCCCGCACUACUCCAUGAAGACAGAGUACCUGACCUCCUGGCUCAACGAGCCCCACUUCGUGGCGUCGGCCUUCGUGCCCGAGAGCGCGGGCAGCGGCAGCGGCGACGAUGACAAGGUUUACUUCUUCUUCAGCGAGCGCGCCGUCGAGUACGACUGCUACGCCGAGCAGGUGGUGGCACGGGUGGCACGGGUCUGCAAGGGGGACGUGGGCGGCGCCCGCACGCUGCAGAAGAAGUGGACGUCGUUCCUGAAGGCGCGCCUGGUGUGCUCGGCGCCCGAGCAGCAGCUGCACUUCAACCGCCUGCAGGCCGUGUUCACGCUGCCCGGGGCCCGCUGGCAGGACACCGCCUUCUUUGGCGUCUUCCGCGCCCGCUGGGGGGACGUGGACGUCUCUGCCAUCUGCCGCUACCACAUCCUGGAGGUGAAGAAGGCCUUCGAGGGGCCCUACAAGGAGUACAGGGAGCAGGCACAGAAAUGGGGGCGCUACUCGGGCGAGGUGCCCAGCCCCCGGCCUGGCGCGUGCAUCACGGACUGGCACCGGCAGAACGGCUUCGCCAGCUCCCUGGAGCUGCCCGACAACACGCUCAACUUCGCCAAGAAGCACCCGCUGAUGGACGAGCCGGUGCCGCCCCAGCGCGGCCGCCCCCUGCUGCUCAAGAAGGACGCCAACUUCACCCAGCUGGUGGUGGAUCGCGUGGCUGGGCUGGAUGGGGCCACCUACGAGGUGCUGUUCAUCGGCACAGGUGAUGGCUGGGUGCACAAGGCGCUGGAUCUGGGCUCCCGCAUCCACCUGGUGGAGGAGCUGCAGGUGUUCGAGCCGGCGCAGCCCGUGGAGAGCCUGGUGCUGGCGGGCACCAAGAAGCUGCUGUUCGCCGGCUCCCGCCUGCAGGUGGCACAGCUGCCGCUGGCAGACUGCGGGCGCUACCAGUCCUGCACUGACUGCGUGCUGGCACGGGACCCCUACUGCGCCUGGAGCCGCAACGGCAGCGCCUGCGUGCGCACCGACGGGCACAACGGGUCCCACCUGGUGCAGGACGUGCUGAGCUCCGACACCAGCGCCUGCUCCGUGCCACAGGUGGCCAAGCAAGGUGAGACCCGACUGGUGGUACGGUACAUGGGUAUCUCUAUCCCAUGGACC
This is a messenger RNA of Ficedula albicollis (Collared flycatcher), 1746 nucleotides long. RefSeq names its product semaphorin 4C (gene SEMA4C). Gene Ontology annotation, molecular function: chemorepellent activity; semaphorin receptor binding. The record is from RefSeq and is a predicted model, not a curated record. The annotation marks the transcript as partial. The transcript has 13 exons. Lineage: Eukaryota; Metazoa; Chordata; Aves; Passeriformes; Muscicapidae. Gene Ontology annotation, biological process: muscle cell differentiation; negative regulation of axon extension involved in axon guidance; semaphorin-plexin signaling pathway.